Messenger RNA from Trichosporon asahii var. asahii CBS 2479, 1149 nucleotides. Its product is annotated as nucleus protein. The transcript has 3 exons. Lineage: Eukaryota; Fungi; Basidiomycota; Tremellomycetes; Trichosporonales; Trichosporonaceae. The record is from RefSeq and is a predicted model, not a curated record. The coding region runs from base 1 to 1149 and encodes 382 amino acids.
AUGCAAAGACCGCGGCGAAGCGAACCUGUGCGAGCAAUACGUGAAGGAGCCGAGCGAUCGGCCGACCAGCUCGAGAACGUCCUCUCGCGCCUGAUCACUCGCGUAGAUAAGGUCGAGGACUACAACGACCUGCUGUACGAGUUCAAAGACCCGCUCCCGACCUACCGCCCUAACAAACGCGAGGGAGAUGAGCAAGACAGGAAGGACUCGAAACGUCAGUCGACCGACCACAAGCCAUCACUCCGCGACCACAUGGACCUUGAUCGCGAGAACUCGGUCUCUGCAUCGGGACAUACGAAGGCUGCCUCCAUCGCCCCAAGCAACCUGUCCCAAGACAUUAUUUCGCCUGUCAUGACGAUGCCGCCGUUGAGGGCUGGAGGAAGACCACCGCAUCAGCCUCAACCUGGUCCAUCCAAUAGCCACAACCAGGUUCCGACUCAGCAGGGAACACCAGGCAGCCAGAUCAUGGGCGGAGAAGCGACGUGGAUGAACAGUCUGAACCGCGACCCGGGGCCGUAUGGAGGAGCCUACACCCCGAGUAACAUGGACUUCCUGCGCAGCGGGUUCGAGCCUGCGAGUAAGGCGCCCAGCGCCCACGAGCAUGAUGCCGCCCUGGCUCUGGAGGGCAUGGCUCUUGGCCGAGAGCUGCACAACGCCAUCCCGCAGUCAAGAGAUGAACAAAACAACAACGAGCCAACACCAGGGUCACCGAUCACUUUCUCAUCCUUCGUGCAGAGCAAGAAGAUCCACAAGCCGUCAGGCGGGCUGAAGUCGUUCCCUGCCGCGUCGCGGCUACCCUCCAUCAUCGUCGGCAAGUAUGUCAUUAACCACUACUUGGACAACGUCGACUUUCGAUGGCGCUGCCUGCACCGGCCGACAUUUGAGCGGCAGCUGGAAGACCUGUCGCAGCGAUUGCGACACAAGUCGACGGACUUUUACCGCGACGAGCUUUCGACGCUGGCGCUGUAUGCCUCGUGUCUUGCUGUCGGCGUGCACUUCCUCGAUGACGACGGGUACCGCGACCUGAACCUGAACGAGGAGCAGGCCGAGCAGCUCGCCGCUACGUGCUGGGAGGUGUCGUACCAGGCGCUCGAGGCGUCGGACUGGAUGCAGGUGCACGAUAUCCGCAGCGUGCAGACGAUCAUGUAG